Molecule: messenger RNA, 2593 nt
Organism: Maniola jurtina (meadow brown)
Lineage: Eukaryota; Metazoa; Arthropoda; Insecta; Lepidoptera; Nymphalidae
Gene: Pdk
Product: pyruvate dehydrogenase (acetyl-transferring) kinase, mitochondrial
Exons: 9
Coding region: 202-1443 (413 amino acids)
Biological process (GO): protein phosphorylation; regulation of glucose metabolic process
Cellular component (GO): mitochondrion
Molecular function (GO): pyruvate dehydrogenase (acetyl-transferring) kinase activity
Source: RefSeq, a predicted model, not a curated record
CUGACGGCGUUUUUUCCUCAGUCGAAAAUUUUUCGUAUCAGACAUUGUUUGUGCGGUUUGCAUAAAUAUUUUUCCAAGUAAAUAUUACUUGCUAUCGGAUUUAUUCAGUAUGUGUCGUACCAACAUAUAGCGAUUAUUUCAUCAAACCGUGAACAUUUCACAUUUGUUUUGUGUUAAAGUGUUGUUUCGGAAAUAAUCAAAAUGAGGCUGGCGGGCACGAUUUUUUCGAAUGUAACCAAAAUGUUGGACUUUUACUCACAAUUCAACCCAUCUCCGCUCUCAAUAAAGCAGUUCAUUGAUUUUGGGUUGAACGCGUGCGAAAGAAAAUCCUAUCUGUUCCUAAGAAAGGAGCUACCAGUCAGGCUAGCGAACAUCAUGAAGGAAAUAGCUUUGCUACCGGACAAUCUGCUCCGGAUGCCGUCAGUGGGGCUGGUGAACCAGUGGUACGAGCGUUCCUUUGAGGAGAUCAUCGAGUUUGAGAAGAAGGAACCCGAACCGCCAGUGCUGGACCAGUUCUGUGAAAGAUUGGUCCACAUUCGCAACAGACACGCAGACGUGGUCCAAACGAUGGCCCAGGGCGUUUUGGAGCUAAAGGAGUCCCAUGAAGUCGAUCCUGGCAUCGAAAACUCGAUACAAUACUUCCUGGAUCGAUUCUACAUGAGCCGGAUAUCGAUACGGAUGCUCAUCAACCAACACACGCUAUUGUUCGGCGAGCAGCUCGGCUCGCGGCAGGCGUCCGUCAACGGCAUGGGCAAUGGCGGCAGACACAUCGGCUCCAUCGAUCCCGCGUGCGACGUGGUCGCAGUUGUACGCGACGCGUACGAAAACGCGCGGUUUCUGUGCGACCGCUACUACCUUGCCUCGCCUGACCUCGAGCUGAUGCAGCAUGGACGGCCAAGUGACCAGCCAAUGCCGAUAGUGUAUGUGCCAUCGCACCUAUACCACAUGCUGUUCGAACUGUUCAAGAACGCGAUGCGAGCUGUGAUGGAGUGCCAUGAGAACUCCCCCCCACCCAUACAAGUCAACCUCGUCCGGGGGAGGGAGGACGUCAGUGUUAAGAUGUCAGAUCGAGGGGGAGGCAUAAGUCGGAGUGUGUCGGACCUCCUCUUCAAAUACAUGUACAGUACAGCGCCUCAGCCGUCCAAAUCAGACUCGCAAAACGUGCCGCUAGCUGGCUACGGCUACGGCUUGCCCAUAUCACGGCUGUACGCGCGGUAUUUCCACGGAGACCUAGUUCUCAUGUCGUGUGAAGGCUUCGGUACUGAUGCUGUCAUAUAUUUGAAGGCGCUGUCAAACGAAGCGAACGAACUACUACCAAUCUUCAACAGAACGUCUAGCAAGUUCUAUCGCACUUCACCCACGCCCGCGGACUGGUCCGGCCCCGUGCCUCACGUGUCUCGCAACCCUUCCCGUGACAAGCCAUCUCUGUCGCACAAGGCGUAAUGUCGCUGCGUUAGAGCGGGACGGCGAAACGUGUGACAAGGACAGUAAUAUUAAGUGCAAAGUGACAAAAUCACCCAUAAUUCAUCUCUGAACAAGCCAUGUCUACCCUGGACACUGAUAUUUUUCUUAUAAUUAUUUAAGGGACAUCUUAAUUUUUAGGACACCGUAAAUUUUUAACGACUCCGACUACGGUAUUUGAAGCUUUUUAAAACUGGAAAAGCACAAUUUUCAACAGAACUUCUAGUAAGUUCUAACGUACUUCAUCCACGCCCGCGGAUAGGUCCGGCCCCGUGCCUCAUGUGUCGCUCAAUCCUUUCCGGGACAAGCCGUCUCUGUCGCACAAGGCGUAAUGUGGUUGCGUUAAAGCGGGACAGCGAUAAGUGUGACAAGGACAGUAAUAUUAAGUAUAGAGUGACAAAAUCACCCAUAAUAAUUCAUCUAUGAAAUGCCAUAUCCACACUGGAUACUAAAACUUUUCUUACAAUUAUUAUUUAAGGGUCAUCUUAAUUUUUAAGCACACCUUAAAUUUUUAACGACUCCGAAUACGGUAUUUGGAGCUUUUUAAAAAUGUACAAGUAUCUUGAAAUUUUUAUGAGUUUAACACUGAAAAGCAAUCUCUUCAUUUUAAGAUGCCUUUAAAUUAUAAACGCGCUAUUUAUGGGCAGCUAUACUAUGUGAAACUCCAACACAGGCCGUCUCUGUCGUGCAAGGCGUAAUGUAACUGUGUUAGAGCAGGACAACUAGGUGUUAUAACUUGAUAAGCGACAAAAUCGCCCAAGGUUUUUUAUUAUAGAAGUAUUUGAGAUCUAUGAUCCAUCCUACAUCCUACCGCGAAUAUUAGAGUUUCUUAUAGUUAAAGGCAUCCUUUAAAAAGGACUUUGAAGACUCCUUUUUUUAAAUGACCUCGACUUACGCCUUAUUUUUGGCAAUUUUUCAUCAUUGUAUUUUUAUUGUAGCCCUCAAAUAUUUUGGGUAUUAUGGAUAAUUUAAGAAUAGCGAAAGAAUGAAAAGGGUAGAAAUGGGUAAAGAAUAACAAAAUCAAAUACAGUAUUACCACUUUUAUUAGUUACGACGAUGUACUUGCGCAGAAAUCUUAUUUUUGAAUGGCGCGAAAAUAUCUCAGCCAAUCACAGCGCACGUCCGUCCGCUA